AUGUCCCUGGGAUUCCCUUUCUACCGACCCACCACUCCUCCUGUUCAUUACCAGGAGCUGGCUGGUCAGUCGCAUAACCGCAACGCAUCGGACUCCUCUAUAUACUCCAACGAUUCGUCUCCCUGGUCUGCUGUCACCUCCGCUACGAGCCCGACGGUAGAUUCUCCUCCACGGUAUCAGCAUGGGCCUGCUCUCCUUCCGAGAAUCAGGCAUCAGGACGUCGUUAUCGAACCACCACCGGCGGCUGGACCCCAACGCCAUCGUCGGUUCUUGUCUAACACGCGGAACCCGCCGGGAUUCGUUCCAUAUCCACCACAACGUCCGUCGGUCCAGCGCAAUGUGGUUGAGGUAUCGGACAGGCUUGCCGCCAUCUCAUCUGCGCACACCUCUCCUGUCUACAAUUCCUACAAUGAAUCAACGCUUUCGUCCCCUGUGAGCAUGGUUCCAUCACACAAGCGCAAGGAAUCUGGCAAACAUUCACGCUCGGGAUCUGCUUCAAGUAUCGAUGAAGAGACCUUGAAAAGAUAUGGUUACCCAACCUACCGGCAGUUCCCAAAGUACCAUACGGCUCAACCUCAGCCUCAGCCUUCGCCAACCGCACCUAUCACACCGGCUACGCCCAACAUCAUGGUGUAUCCUCCACAUUUACGGGACUCUUCGGCCGAUCCCGGUAUAGUGAAGACCCAGGAAGUUACUGCGCACGCACCAAUUGCAAUCCCACCAUCCCCAUGCGGGUAUUCUCAAGUCCCUAGUGCCCAAUGUUCACCUAUUGGCCUUGUUCACCCUACUGUUAGCGCUUGUCCACAGUCGACCAGUCUUCUUUUGUACCUUACAAGCCCAACGCAAGCAAUCAAUCUAGUUCGCAAUGUGAGCGUAGCCCCUACUCGAGGCCUGCACGACUAUUUCUGGUGGGAUGUCCGGAACUUGCGCAGCUGGACCUCCUUCUCUUUGGACACUUUCGACUCAAUCAAGGGGCUCACAAAACUAUUGAAGACCGCGAUUCCUUCGAAUAUGACCCCUCCAGCUGUAGUGCAGAACAAUCGUUUGUCUCCAGACUCGGAAGCUGCACUCAUUAGUCUUGUCCAAGAUAUCUACGCCCCGCGAGUGAAUGCUGCCCUCGGGGUAUCCCUGGGACCCGAGCAUCUAUCUCUUUACCCAGCUCCAGCUCCUCGAGCUUCAGCAAACAACAAAAACUACGGCGGACCACACUUUCUAGCCAACUACUCCUCAGACAGUGAACAAACCGCCGCAGGUCUACCUCGCGGCCGCCUUGUUGGGAUAGCCAAGAGCUUUGACCGCUGGAAUACAGGGAUGCGUAAUGAAGCGCCUCAUCGCCGCGUGGAGUACCUCAACGGCCUUGCUCAUCUCCAGCGAUGCAUGCGAGAACAUUCCUGCCGCUACGGUUUCAUAAUUACUGAGAUCGAACUCGUCUGCGUGCGAGCAGGCUGCGAUCUGGGCGACGACGUUCCUUAUUUCGGGUUUCUGGAGGUCUCCGCGCCAAUUCCAACCAACAUUGCAGCCAACGCAAGCGGAUUCGGAGCUGGGAGCGGAUCGACUGCGUAUGCAUCACCUAGCUCGCCUGCUUCUUCCACCGAUAGCUCCCUAGAGAGUCAGUCACCACCGCUGCACCAUGAGGAGUACUCUCUCCCAGCACCAGAAGCCCUAAAUGCUCCCAUGACCGCAAGCUUAGCCUUAUACUUUCUACUCAUGCUCUCCAAAUCCGUCCCCCUUCCCUCUCAACCCUCUUCUCACCUCAAUGUCGGAGGACCGGGUGCGCUCACCCGACAACGGACCCUAACGGAGGGCAAAGACAAGUGGAUUCCCGAGCCGCAGAUUGGCGAAAAGCGCGAUGCGAAGAGGGUAAGAGGAUGGAUCUGGCCGCACGAUGCCUGGCAUCGACGGGAGGGUGGUGGAGCACCGAGGGCUCGGGCGACGACAGUUCCAGCGAAGCAGAAAAAAUGGCAUAAGUAG
This is a messenger RNA of Aspergillus puulaauensis, 1971 nucleotides long. RefSeq lists its product as uncharacterized. The record is from RefSeq and is a predicted model, not a curated record. The transcript has a single exon. The coding region runs from base 1 to 1971 and encodes 656 amino acids. Lineage: Eukaryota; Fungi; Ascomycota; Eurotiomycetes; Eurotiales; Aspergillaceae.